ACUAGCUGCUACAUAUCAGAGAAAAUGGGUGGUCGUCUGCUAUCUAUGGUUCAGCAAGCGAAGAAAAUAAUGAAAUGGCCGCAGAAUCAUGUUCAUAGUCGAAAUCAUGACACGUCGUCGAAAAACAAGAACGUGGUUCCGAGGGGACACAUUACGGUUUACGUGGGAGAGUUGCAGAGGAAGAGGUUCGUGGUUCCGAUAUCGUACUUGAACCAUCCCACGUUUCUGGAACUGCUUCAGCAAUAUGAGCAAGAGUUUGGGUUUCACCAUCCCCUGGGCGGCCUCUCUCUUCCUUGCAAAGAAGACCAGUUCCUUAAUCUCACCUCCCAACUCAGAUGAUGAGUCACCUUCCCAGAUCUUUUGUUACCAGCUAAGCCUAUUAUAUAUGUGUAAUUAAUUUCCCAGUUUAUAAAAUGCUUAGCUUGUAAUUAAUUUAAAUUCUUCCCUCUC
Molecule: messenger RNA, 450 nt
Organism: Prosopis cineraria
Lineage: Eukaryota; Viridiplantae; Streptophyta; Magnoliopsida; Fabales; Fabaceae
Product: auxin-responsive protein SAUR21-like
Exons: 1
Coding region: 25-339 (104 amino acids)
Biological process (GO): response to auxin
Source: RefSeq, a predicted model, not a curated record